AUGACGCUCAAGGAAGUUAAGGAUGGAGUCCAGGAAUUGAUAGAGGAUUCUGCUGCACAAAAGGUGCGCGAAAAAGCCAAGGAACGUCGAAAGUUUCUUCAAUGGAUGAGCACCGUGUCUUGUGAUGACAAGCACGCUACCUGCCAUGGCCAGCGAAACCAUGGGACCGCUCGUUGGAUUUUCCAUAUCGAUGAGUACAAGACCUGGAAUACAUCGGAUCACGCAUUUAUAUGGUUGAAUGGCCAGCCUGGACACGGAAAGACAAUUCUUGCUUCCUCCGUUAUCGACGAAAUUCAGGGUAGCGGUGAAGCAGAGCCACAGACGCUCGGUUACUUCUAUUGCAACUUCCGAGACGACAGGACGACAAAUGCAGCUGCAGUUUUGCGCUCCUUGGUUGCUCAGCUGCUUCAACAAUCUCGAGACGACUGGAUCACCAAGAUACGCGAACCAGGGCCGCAAGAAGAAGGGGAUCUUACUUCUCUGCGAAACCUCUGGCAGCUACACAGCAACAAAAAGCCGCAUCCCACAGAUCUCGGAUAUCUACGAAAGCUUCUGGUUGAGGCAUCUACGCUGGUUCGCCGACCUGUCCUCGUGAUUGACGCCCUAGACGAAUGCAAGGACUACUCCGACCUGGUCAGACAUCUCGUAAACCUUGCCGAAGACGCUCUACUACGACUUUUCGUCACCAGCAGAAGUGAGCAAGACAUCAAAAAAGCUUUCCACCAUCUCCCCACCGUGUCGCUGGGGGACAGCGUUAAACAAAUGAAAGCAGAUAUAGAUCUGCACAUCGCAGAGCAGCUGAAGACUCAAGAACGCCUAUCAGGCCUACGCAAAACACUCAGAACGACUAUUUUCAACAAAUUGUCAGAAAAAGCGAAAGGCAUGUUUCGCUGGGUUCAGUGUCAACUGGACGUCCUUAUGAAGUGCAAAACAUCUGGCAGUAUUCAGAAAGCCCUCGACGACCUUCCAAAAGACCUGCACGAAACUUACGACAGGAUCCUUCACUCCAUUGAAGAAAGAGGGGGAGACGAUGGCCCGAUUUCCCAGCGUUGCCUGCUUUUGCUGGCCGGCACGUUCACCCCUUUGACGCUUGACCAGCUCGAUGAAGCGAUGAUGAUUGAAGUUGGGUGCCCAAGUCUCAAUGAGGACCUUCGCGUUUUGAACACUAUGGAUAUCGUGGCCGCGUGUGGAAGCCUCGUGACCUACAAUGAGAAAACUAGUGUCGUCGCUCUGUCUCAUUAUAGUGUCAAAGAAUACUUGAUCAGUCGCCCUAAUAACAUCUGUAAAUCGGUCUCAGACAUGCAUGCUCGUAUUUGCGAGCUCUUGAUUACGUAUGUGUUAUGCAACUUUGUGGAUGAGAUCUGCGCAAAACUUGAGCUUGAAGAUAAACGUCUAGCUACACAACACCAAUCAUAUUGGCCACCUCAUGCUAAUGUUGCCGAUAUCAGCAAAGACCAUCCGUUGCUCAGCUACGCAAUUCAAGGAUGGAAGCACCUUGAACAUGUUUCAGAUGAGGAUCCUUACAUUAUGACCGCCCUGUCACGGCUGAACUCAGAGUUUCUUCGAAACACCAAGAAACAUCGCGUGCUUGCAACUGCAGAAAGGCGGGCGAUUGGGGAUGCACUUAUGUGGUUACGUGCCGAUGUGACUUUACCCUCACUUCUAUUCAUCCCGCUUUUUCAUGGAAUGCCCUGGAUGGUCGAAUUCAUUGUCAAGCGGCACCCCCAUCUACUGCACGAGGAUAUUGCCCCUCAUUGGGGUUCUCCCUUGAUUUUUGCCAUAGCCGAGAAGCCCGACUUCCUCGGUAUUCUCCUGAAGCUGGGCGUCGAUCUCAACAAGCUUUCUUCCUUCCAACAUGGCACAUAUCGCUCAUGCUGGGUUAGCUUCCCCCAAUAUGCUCCAAUUACAUGGGCAACUGCAAUUGGAAGGGAGGACAUUGUGGAUUUCUUGCUGUCACAAAGGGAAGUCGACGUACCUGAUAACAUUAUGUACGUGGCCGUUAACGCGUCGGAGCUGUCGACCGAAAUUAUCCGCAAACUUUGUCAACGCCGCGUUGAUGGCUACCCCGCAACCUAUGGUUCUACUCCUCUCCAUGCUUUCCUCUCCCGAUUGGAUUACCACAAUAUUAGAACCCAAUGGCUACCCAUCGUACAAGCGCUCGUUGAGCCGUCUUGUGAUCUUUCUUUACAGGACCGGACUGCGAGAACAGCAUUGCACAUUGCUCUUGAUCAAUAUAUGAAAGAUGUUGUCGUAUACCUCCUUGAUCAUAAUGCAGGGCUGUCAGCAACGGCGACUCUCCAUCCAAACAUGUGGAGCUUUUCUAAAAAUGAGACGUGGUUUCCCAAGGUUGAAGCAAUGGCUCUCGCUGCGGGUAGACCAUAUACUAGAGUCAAAGGGAAGGUUGUUAAUGCUACGAUGAAGUCCCAACUCGUCGAAUUUUCAGUUGCAGUCACUGCCGACGGCGACAAUCCUCAUCCGGUUUGUGCUGUCGUUGUUUCAGCGGUACUCAAUGGCUGGACGUUCAGCUACAAAUACUUCAGUGCCGACCUUUCAUAUUGUAAUCAGUCACUUCAAAAGGACAUCCAAGAUUCCCCGAAAGAUGAUUCUUCCAGACUUAAGCUCCACUUUCUAUGGGAGUCAGGCAAGAACCAUGUCUGUAGUCGCUUGUUUGACUAUCAUCAGGAAGCCAAAGUUACCAGGAUGCUACAACACUUAAACGAAGAUAAAGACUCGAUUGGAACAUCCGUUUUUCUUCAGACGUCAGAGGACGAGCGGAAUACCGAAGUCUUUAAACUUGGGGUCGAGUUCAUACUCGACAUCUACAGAGGUCCUUUGCCUUAGUCUUGAGGAUACUAUACAAGCAGUCAUCGAUCAUCUGGGUUCGUGAGGAGACAUACGCUACGGUGCUUAUUUAUCUGCUAUGUUGGUUUAUUUUCGAGCUUCUUCGAGAUUGUGAACAUACUCUGGUAUCGCAACUCCUUGUACAAGCGUCGUCUGGAUUCAUGUAAACCCUAGCCCCCACCUUUCUUAUGACUGUCAUCCUUCUGCUACAUGUCUGGCUAGGGAGGCUACUAUUAUACACCUACUGUAUUGCUCAAAGUAUUAAACAAC
Messenger RNA from Suillus subalutaceus, 3111 nucleotides. RefSeq lists its product as uncharacterized. The record is from RefSeq and is a predicted model, not a curated record. Bases 1 to 2841 code for a protein of 946 amino acids. The transcript has 9 exons. Lineage: Eukaryota; Fungi; Basidiomycota; Agaricomycetes; Boletales; Suillaceae.